AUGCCUCGUCGAGCUGCGUCGUCGUCGGCUUCCGGCGCCGCUAGCACCGCCCCCACAGCACGCGAUCUCGCCGCGCAGAUACUGGCGCAAUCUCCGUCGAAAGAGUCGCUGGACGCAGUUGCGGUGCUCUACGAAGAGUUCCUGGGAGACGCCAGCAAUGACGCAAACAAUCUGAGCUGCCUCCAAGAGCUGGACGCGCUGCGCUUCCUUGAGGACGUGCUAUGGCCGCUGGUUGACGUGGUGGCGUCCGCGCGCGACUGCCGGCACCACGUGAAGAAAGCCUGGACGGUGUCCGUGCUGCUGCUCGUGGGCUUCCGCGCGCGCGGAGGUGAUGUAGGCAGCUCCUCGGGUACUACUGGUGCGUGGAGCUUCUUGAUGGCGGAGGACGAUGGGUCCUGGAAGACGUUCAUGACCACGUUGUGGACGCUGCUGGACGAGGAGGACGACGACGCCAAGUGGACGCUCAAGGAGCAGACGGCGCUCACGCAGGUCCUCAUCGCGUGCUUCCAGAGCCUCGACGUGCAGCAGGUGGCGUCCUCCGUGCUGCAGCUGACGUCGCUUCCGCUCUGGUCGGCGCUGUCGCCCGCCCAGAGAGCGCUCGAGUUCCAGACGUACCCCAAGCUGGAGCGACACUGGAACCGCAUCAUGUCGGAGAAUUCCACCAAGGUGGAGGAGAAGGAAACGCCCAAGAAGAACAAACGACGCAAACUGGAGGCGACGGUAGAGACGGAGACUCCGCGACUCGAGCAGACGGCGUUUGUGCGUCGCCUUGACGCGUUCUUUCAGGUUGUGAAGGCGCCGGUGGAUGACAGCAUAUCCAAGUACGAGAUCACGCUCCGGUUACGCUUCGUGGCUCUGUUCCUGGCGUUGUUGAUCGACCUCUUGAGCCAGCUGCCUACGCGCCGCUUCCUGUUGGUCGUCUUGCGGCGGAGGCAUGUGCGAACGGUGCUUCGAGGCAGCGCCUUAGUCCAGCACGCGUCGCAGUGGCAAAGUGCUCACGAGAGGCAAGCUUUGGAGAAGCAGCUGGCACUUCUGGAUGCAUGCAUGAUUUUCCCGAUUGAUGCACACACGGGCACGUCGCUGUCUGCACGAGAGUACCGCGAGCACCAAGCGCGCCACAUUCAAGCGCUGCAGCAGUGCGCAUUCCAGUCGUUCAGGAACACGCGCGUGGAGGAACUGGCCAUUGCACCGUGCAGUCACAUCGCUGACGCGUCCAGUUUUACCGAAAUGCUGAACGGUAUCGUGACUGCUGAUCGCUCGCGUCUUUCGUCGUUUGCUAUCGCUGUUGGCGUUCUCGCCGACCAGGCUGAAGCCGAAGCGACUUCUGACACCGAAUUGGUGGAGUUUUUCAAAGAGGAGUACUCAGUUGGAGCUAGCAGUGGUGCGCUCUCGUCGAGCGCGCCGGUGUUUCCUACAGAACUGGACAUUUGGAACGAAAUGCUCGACCGAAAGGAGGCAGCGCAGACGCCGGAGCAAGGAGAUGAUGUCACAGGAGAAAUCUACGGCGCGAAGGAUACUAUCCUCUUCCCGGUUCUGCCUCUGCGCAAGUUGGGUCUGCAGUUCUUGAAUCUGGACGAUUAUCUGCAACGAAACUAUGAACUUCUCCGUUUGGAAGCGGCUCAGGAUAUUCGCGCGGACCUUGAGGUUGCCAUCAAGCAGCUUGACGGCGUGCGCGCGCUACGGACAACAAGUGACAAUGAUACAAUUUUCAGGGGGUUCUCUCGAGCUGCUGUGCCGGUUGCGAGUGCGCUUCAGAUUGUCAAGGUGGGCAAGCCGGCGCUCGGCCAAACUGCCCCAGCUUCAGUCAUUGCACAUGUCGAAGCGGAGCUCUCGGGCCGGCAUGAUCGCAAGCACUUUGACUGCUACCAGACUAAAGAGGUGGUGUUUCUCGUAACAGUCAGAGCCACUGCUGACGAAGGCGCCGAGAUGAUGGGCUUUACGAAGCAAGCGCGGGAUACUGGAUCAUUCCCUGAAAACUUUGGUGUGCAGUAUGUGCGUGCAGCAGAGGUCAUCGAGGUUUUCGAUGCUGCCGGAAACGCUAUCAAUGACGAAAAUCCUGUGGGGAAAGGAAGUAAGCGUCUGUUCAAGCUAGCGCUGGAUGGCGUGCAGUACAAAAAGGACUUGGAAGCUGGCCAGCUCGAGGCGUACGAGCAGGUAAACGUGGUUGUACGACGGAAGCCGCGUGAGAACAACUUCAAGGCUAUCCUGGAUACGGUAACUGGAGCAUGGCAUGACGCCAACAAGGAAGAACUGCUACCUGCGUGGCUGCACGAUCUCUUCUUGGGCUAUGGCGACCCGGCGGCGGCACUGUACAAGUCAAUUUACAAGGCCAGAGCUGAGAAACAGAUUGUUGUACCGAUGGGUCAACUGUUGCUGGAUGGUGAACAUGCAGUGGAAGCCGGCGGGGCUGAGAAGCUUGUGAAUGCUGACGAUGAAGCGCAGGUGUUAGACGCGAAGGAUGCAGUGGCUCCGUUUACCUAUGUGGAGGGCAUUCGUGAUGGUUCCAGCUAUAUCCGAGCGAUUCUCAAGGAAGGAUCUGCUGCAUCUCCGGAAGGGGCUUCUCCUAUCCGAUUCACGAAGGCCCAGGUGGCAGCCGUGCGAAGUGGUGUCUGUGAAGGCCUCACACUAGUCGUGGGUCCACCGGGUACCGGCAAGACGGAUGUGGCCGUGCAGCUCGUAUUGAACUUGUACCGCACGACGCCAGCUCGCGAGAAAAUCUUGAUUGUUGCUCACUCGAACCAAGCUCUAAAUGACUUCUUCGCGAAGAUUCUGGCCCAAAAUGUCAUUCAUGAGGCGGAGAUUGUGCGAAUGGGGCAGCCACAGCUUGUGAACGAUGGCGGUGCAGAAAGUCAAGCACCUUUCCAAGGAGACUUCAGUCGCAAUGGUCGUGUUGCGUUUUUGUUGGAGCGAAGAGCAGCCUUGCUUGCCGAGGUGGAGCAGAUGGCCCAGUGGCUUAUCAAGCGCGACGCUGCGCUUUACGCCGGACUUGCUGGUGGCUCGGCGUCGUAUUCGUGCGAGAACGCGCUUAUCUUUUACCAGUUCCACAUGAAGGCGUUCCUUGAAGCAGCCCGCAACGCGACGGAGUUGCCGUCGAAGGAUGACCAUGUCGCAGCGCUUUCGGAGUUUUUCGCGUUGCGAAAAGGGUCGGCACCUGGCAAGAUCGAUGCGCUCCGCCAAUUUGCAUUCGACAUCGAGUCGUACUUCUCAGAGCUGCGGCGCCUCCAGCCCUUUGAGUUGCUUCAAACCCCACGCCAGCGUGGCGAUAUGUAUCUGAUUCACCACGCUCGCAUUGUUGCCAUGACGUGUACUCAUGCAGCGUUGAACCACACGAGGCUCACAGAACUUGGACUGACCUUCGGAAGCCUCAUCAUGGAGGAGGCAGCGCAGGUGAGCGAGCUGGACAGUCUGGUGCCGCUCCUUUUGGCGUGCUCCAAGAAAUCCGGACCGACAGCGACUGAAAGUAAAUCGUCGUCGGGUCUCAAGCGUGUCGUGCUCAUGGGGGAUGCGAAGCAGCUACCGCCGGUGGUUAAGUCUCUCGCGCUUAAGAAUUACGCCCAUUUCGACCAGAGCUUGUUCACGCGUCUGCUGCGCCUCGGUGUGCCGCACCUUGUCCUCGACCGUCAAGGCCGCAGUCGCCCUGAGUUAGCGGACAUUUAUCGGUGGCGCUACGAUGAUAUCCCCUCGACUGGAGACAAGCAGACGUUGGGCGACUUGCCUCGCGUGGAGUCGAAAGCUGAAUACCAGACUGGAAAUGUCGGAUUUGCGCACGUGGCGCAGUUUGUGGAUCUCUCCGGGACGUCUAAGGAGCGCCAGCCAAAGCCCUUUGCCUUCGAAAACGAGGAGGAGGCCCGAUUCAUCGUCGCACUGUUCAAGUACAUGAUUGGGAUCGGCUACCGUGCAGAUCAAGUGACCAUUCUCACGACCUACAACGCGCAGAAGGAGCUCCUGCUGCGGUUACUGCGCGCCGACGCCCCUGAAGACGCCAGGACGUGCCAGCGGGACUUCUGUGGGCCACCUCCGGGACGUGCGUCGCGCUUCAACGGCCUUCUCACGCGCACGACUGGGUCUGUAUGUGGUGGGCUGCCGCUCAACGCUGGAGCAGGCGCGGGAGCUGCAGCCGUUCCUGACCAAGUUAGUGGCGGUGGCGAAGGAAGGAGAUGGUGA
Molecule: messenger RNA, 4164 nt
Organism: Phytophthora sojae
Lineage: Eukaryota; Oomycota; Peronosporomycetes; Peronosporales; Peronosporaceae
Exons: 3
Coding region: 1-4164 (1387 amino acids)
Cellular component (GO): catalytic step 2 spliceosome
Molecular function (GO): helicase activity; mRNA binding
Source: RefSeq, a predicted model, not a curated record